This is a messenger RNA of Pseudogymnoascus verrucosus, 2139 nucleotides long. RefSeq lists its product as uncharacterized. Gene Ontology annotation, molecular function: pyruvate dehydrogenase (acetyl-transferring) kinase activity. NCBI's taxonomy places the organism in Eukaryota, Fungi, Ascomycota, Leotiomycetes, Thelebolales, Thelebolaceae. The transcript has 4 exons. The record is from RefSeq and is a predicted model, not a curated record. Bases 573 to 1895 code for a protein of 440 amino acids. Gene Ontology annotation, biological process: regulation of glucose metabolic process; protein phosphorylation. Gene Ontology annotation, cellular component: mitochondrion.
CUACCUAUAACGGAGUAGCGACACUGGGAGACACCUGUAGCGGCCUGUAACGAAGCUCUUCUCUUCCACUGUUUACCACUUUUCGCCCCGCCUCUGACAAGGUCACUCGGUAAAUCAACAACCGCCCGCCGCUACCACAUAUUACGAGACUACUUACCUAAGGUGACUCCAACCCAUCCCGCCGGGAACGAGAAAAAAGGCACACGACUCACCUGUCUUGACUUCGUGCACCGCUUCUAUAUUCUCAAUCCUCACUUCUCUCCGCCGCUCCUUUACAUUGUUGCUUUGGACUUACGACUGUUCCCCUCGUGACUCCAAAGAUCCGCUCGCCAAUUCCUUUCUCUGGAGCUUAAUUGGCUACGAUAAACUACCGGCCCUCAAUUAGCCUCGGCACUCGCCAGCCUUUUGCCCUCCAUUCGCCCUCACAUCUCGCCCCCAGCAGCCUCGCAACAUACUCAACUACAUUUACGUGUAAAUACAAGUCACGACGCGCGCGACAGUCAUCACGGAGACGUCCAGCUGAACAAAACUCAUUGCGCAGUGGCCCGAGGGCCCUAAAACCAGCAGCGAAUAUGUCGUGGAAGAAGUCGGACCGCUUGAUGGAGACCAUCAAGCACUACUCAGCCUUCCCUGCCACCGGCGUAAGCUUGCGCCAGAUGGUACAGUUUGGGGAGAGGCCUUCUGUCGGAACCCUCUUCCGCGCGUCACAAUUCCUCUCGGAAGAGCUACCCAUACGGCUUGCGCAUAGGGUGCAGGAGCUGUCCGACUUACCAGAUGGGUUAAAUGAGAUGACCUCGAUACAGAGGGUGAAGGAUUGGUAUGCGCAGUCAUUUGAGGAAAUCACAGCACUUCCCAGGCCGGAACUCUCGAAAGAGGUCAAGGAGCGCCUCAUGAGGCCGAACAAGUUCAAUGCCAAGCACUCUAAAAUCAUCUCGGAAACGACGUACAAUCCUAGUGUGCCCAAGGGAAAGUACACGUCGGCCUACUGGCCCAACGAAAACGGUAAUGGCAACGGGGAGGGCAAGAAGGGCUUCUCGCGCCGCUAUUUCGCGACAGUAGAAGAUACAGGCGACUGGCCACCUGAGCUAUUCGACUACAACAAGCGCUUCGCCGAGACGCUCAACACGAUCAAGAGGCGGCACGAUGGCGUCGUCACAACCGUCGCCCAGGGCAUCCUCGAGUACAAACGCAAGCGGCAACGCAUGCAGAUCGACCAUAACAUCCAAGCAUUCUUGGACCGAUUUUACAUGUCGCGCAUCGGAAUCCGUAUGCUGAUCGGUCAGCACAUAGCGUUGACGGACCAGAACCACAACAAGGACCCCAACUACGUGGGCAUAAUCUGCACUAAGACCAAUGUGCGCGACCUAGCCCAAGAGGCCAUUGAGAAUGCGCGCUUCGUGUGCGAGGACUUCUACGGCCUCUUUGACGCGCCCAAGGUUCAGCUCGUGUGCCCGCCGGACUUGAACUUCAUGUACGUCCCGGGGCACUUGUCGCAUAUGCUCUUCGAGACGCUGAAGAACUCGCUUCGCGCGGUCGUCGAGACGCACGGGCAGGAUAAGGAGGAGUUCCCCAUCACGAAGGUGGUGGUUGCUGAGGGGAAAGAGGACAUUACUAUCAAGAUCUCCGACGAGGGCGGUGGCAUCCCACGUAGUGCUAUCCCGCUCGUGUGGACAUACAUGUACACCACCGUCGACUCAACGCCAAGUCUAGACCCAGACUUUGACAAGAGCGAUUUCAAGGCGCCAAUGGCCGGUUUCGGAUACGGAUUACCGAUAUCGAGAUUGUACGCGAGGUAUUUCGGAGGGGAUCUUAAGUUGAUCAGUAUGGAGGGUUACGGCACAGACGUCUACCUCCAUCUCAACCGCCUAUCCUCCUCCUCCGAACCCCUCCAGUGACAACCAACCCCCCCCCUCGAGACCGGCGGUCCCUCCCGCUCCCGCCACCACAGCAGCUCGGGCAACCUGACCCUAGACAUGCGCUACAAGCAGAUGCACCUCAAGAACCCCCGUGCCCGACGCGAAGUGACGACGCGCAAGCAGGUCGGCGACGCGGAGAGCAUGGUGAACGAGGGCGAGUCCUCGGCGGGGCGGAGUGGUUUUUUUGGACGGGGGGGGGAGGUGUGAGAGCGCUGCUGGCGGG